Kockovaella imperatae is the source of this 1023-nucleotide messenger RNA. RefSeq lists its product as hypothetical. The record is from RefSeq and is a predicted model, not a curated record. The coding region runs from base 1 to 1023 and encodes 340 amino acids. NCBI's taxonomy places the organism in Eukaryota, Fungi, Basidiomycota, Tremellomycetes, Tremellales, Cuniculitremaceae. The transcript has 4 exons.
AUGUCUGUAUCCGCUGGUAGUACCUUCUCUGGAUUCAACCCCAGCAGUUUCAAUGGGUUUCGACAACUGCACCCUGUCCAAGCACAGUGGCAUGGUAACACUCAACCAUCGCAUUUUGAGGGUUUCAAUCGGCAAACGGAGUAUGAUCCAACGCGUGGUCUGACCACGACAGCUUACAGCGGUCAGACUCCAUCAGUCCAGAGUCAAGUUACACCUUCGAGUGAUACCAAGUCGUCUUCUUCUUCCUCCUGGUGGUGGCCGUUUUCAAGUAAGAAGGAGGCGCCAAUUACUUCGACCCAGACCCAAUCACAACCCGCGCCACCUUCACACUAUUCGCCAUCCGUCGCACCUUACAGUCCUUAUAUUCCUUCAAACCACUACAACAAUCCAUCAACGCCACAAGCCAUGAGCGAAGCACAGAGACAAGCCGACUACCAGCAGUUCCUUCAAUCGCAGGGUUCUCAGACCAUCCCCUCGAGUGGUGGCACCGUACCGUCUACCUUGUCCUCUGGCGGCCCACAAUCACUCAUCGCUCCAUCAAGACCUAAUCUGGGACAGGGUACAGAAGUUUCAGCGAAUUCUCAACGGACGGACAUGAGGGUCAUCCAACGGGCCGACAAGACUCUGCUAGUGGAGGUGGAUACAAGUCAAGUCAAGUCGGACACAUACACCAUCACCACUGCGGAUGGUACCGCCUUCACGAUACAGAUCGGGGGUAAUGGUACACGGACGGACCAAAUAGUCAUCGAUCGUGAAACCGAUCCAUGGGCUUCCCGAUAUGGCCUUGAACCUCUGUCAACAGGAGUCGCAAGGACGCGUGACGAGCGAAUCAAGUGGUUCUCCGACAUGCUGACUGCCAGCAAUCCAGAUGCACCACCGACUGUCAUCCGGCUCGCAGCCGAACACAUGGCUGACCGGGCAGGAAAUGCAAUGCUGCCACAAAUGUCCCAACAGGGAUUAUCUUCUCAACAGCAACCUCAGACCGUGCCAAGCGGUGUCUCGGCUGACUUGGUGCAACGGUGA